CAGACCUGCCACACGCGUCUGUCUCUCCGGCCCUUGGCCGAGCCUGGGGGAGGGGGCUGGGGCCUGCACUGUCGGAACUCGCGCCUCCGGGCCGAGCCCCCUGGCCGAGGCGCACACACGCUCCAGCGCGCGCACACACCUCGGACAUUCCCAUAGUGCCUCACGUGACACUCGGCCCGAACGUGCCCACCCAGCCCACACGCUCACGCACGCGUGCUCACACGCGCGCACACUGCCCCUGGCCGCUUCCGAACUCCGCGCUGCUGACCCCCGUCCUCCGCCCCGCCAAGGCGCUCAUUGACGGCGGCACACCUACACUCAUUCACAGACACACACUCCCCCCCACAUGCCAGCCACAGCCACAGCCACACAUUCAUAAACAGGGCCGGGAGAAGUACACGCGCACCCCCUCGCUGCCUACUCGUUUGGGAGCCCUGAGUCAUUCCUGCCCCCUCCCAGGGCUCCCCAUUUCCCUAAGGGCAGGCACAGUGGGACAGGCUGGAGUCUCCUUUAGUGGUCCUCAUUCCCCGAGGCCCCCUGGCCCAGUUUGCUGCCUCUGACACUCGGCCAAGGACUUCCUGUAGGUCCCAGGUCAGGGGCCGCCUGCGCCUGGAUGGUUGCCACAGCCCCGGUGCAGUUAGGGAGGCACUUCCUUUUCCUGAACUCUGGGAUCCUGCGGGAGGAAGUUGGGCGGGGGCCGCGGAGGCCAGGCUGACUGGUGGGACUGGCCCUCCUUAGGAGCAGGCGACAGAGGCCUGGGAUGGCGGCUGUCGAGGAGGCCCAGUGUGGGCUGAAGCUCUUACCAUGGAGUCCAUGUUUGAAGAUGACAUCAGCAUCCUGACCCAAGAAGCUUUGGGUCCCAGUGAGGUGUGGCUGGAUGGUCCUGGAGACUCCUCUCUUGGAGGCGACAUGUGUUCUGCCUCCCACUUUGCUCUCAUCACGGCCUAUGGAGAUAUCAAGGAGCGGUUAGGGGGUCUGGAGAGAGAGAAUGCCACCCUCCGCCGUCGCCUCAAAGUCUAUGAGAUCAAGUACCCGCUGAUCACUGAUUUUGGAGAGGAGCAUGGCUUCCCUUUGUGUGAAAUCAAGGAUGGCUCCCUGCUGGAGCUAGAGAAGGUCAGUCUGCAGCAGCGGUUCAACCAGUUCCAACAUGAGUUGCAGAAGAAUAAGGAGCAGGAAGAACAGCUCGGGGAGAUGAUCCAGGCUUACGAGAAACUCUGUGUGGAGAAAAACGACUUGGAGACAGAGCUGGGGGAGAUGCGGGCCCUGGUGGAGACCCACUUGCGGCAGAUCUGUGGUUUGGAGCAGCAGCUGCAGCAACAGCAAGGCCUCCGGGAUGCAGCCUUCCCAAGCCUGAGCCCCCCACCUGCCCCCGCCACACCCUGUCCUGACCUGGACCUGCACUAUCUGGCUUUGAGAGGGGGAACUGCUUUGGGUCAUGCAGGUUGGCCUGGCCCUACUAGCGUAAGUGUAAGCGAGCUGGAGCGGAGACAGCUGGAAGAAGCCCUGGAGGCUGCGCAGGGGGAGGCUCGGGGGGCUCAGCUGCGGGAAGAGCAACUCCAGGCUGAAUGUGAGAGGCUACAGGGAGAGCUGAAGCAGCUGCAGGAGACCCGGGCCCAGGAUCUGGCCUCCAACCAGUCGGAAUGUGACAUGGCUUGGGUAAAGAGAGUUGGGGAUGAUCAGGUGAACUUGGCGCUGGCUUACACAGAACUGACAGAAGAGCUGGGUCGGCUUCGGGAGUUGAGUUCCCUGCAGGGGAGGAUCUUGAGGACUUUGCUGCAGGAACAGGCCCGGAACGCAGGCCAAAGGCACUCGCCGCUGUCGCAGCGCCCGCGCCGCGCCUUCGAGGGCAUCCGCCUGCGCUUUGAGAAGCAGCCGUCGGAGGAAGAGGAGUGGGCCAUGCCCGCCAGCCCGCCCAGUCCCGAAGCGGGCACCAUCCGCUGCGCAUCAUUCUGUGCGGGCUUCCCCAUCCCGGAGUCCCCUGCAGCCAACGCCUAUGCCCACGCCGAACACGCACAGUCCUGGCCAUCCAUCAACCUACUGAUGGAGACGGUGGGCUCUGACAUCCGCAGUUGCCCCCUCUGCCAACUGGGUUUCCCUGUUGGGUACCCAGAUGAUGCCCUCAUCAAACACAUUGACUCCCACCUGGAGAACAGCAAGAUCUAGGGCACCUCUCCCCCAACUGGCUGUUUCUCUGCUCUCUCAUCACCCCCCAGACACUCACUUUGAAUGCUGCAUGAAUCUCGUGGGGGCCCUGUCCCUUGCGGUCCCCAGAUACCUCCACUAGCUACCGAGUCAAUGUGUGUGCCAUCUUCCCUGGUCCAGGCACCACUCAGCUCUGGCUCUUUCCUGGAGGUUGACCAAGGCCUCUCCAUUUUCCUGGUUUCCUCUGGGGAGUGGGGAUCUGGUCUGGGAUGGGGAGGACAUACCCUCCACCUCUCUCCCCCCCCCUCUCUCUCUCUCUCUCU
Molecule: messenger RNA, 2465 nt
Organism: Cricetulus griseus (Chinese hamster)
Lineage: Eukaryota; Metazoa; Chordata; Mammalia; Rodentia; Cricetidae
Source: RefSeq, a predicted model, not a curated record